GUUUUUUUUGCUCUUGGCGCUUUCUCAAUUUUUACAGAGCAGAACCAAGACUUUUUUCAGUUUUACCCAAUGCUUGUGAGAUUGGGGUUAUAAAAGGUAGUGGACCAAAAGGGAGAAACUUUUGUUUUUAUUUAGAUAGCAGUCGAUUUGGCCGAGGUGACGGGCUGUGCAGUGUAACGGCGGAAUGUUUAGCAGUAGAAUGUAGGAAACUAGUUCCUCGUCUCUUGUAGUUCUGCUAACGUCAUCAAGCGUUCCCAGGAGCGGCGUAAUUGUUUUUAACUGGAGAGUACCACAAUUUCAAUCUGGGAAGCCUUAAAUGAAAGUUAUCUAAAGUCAUAGAUCAUAAACUGAAGAGAGACUCCCCCAGUCGACAAUAAGGUGGAACAAGAUGAUGUUGUCCUUGAACAACCUGCAAAAUGUCAUCUGUAACCCGGUGAUCCCUUAUGUUGGCACCAUUCCUGAGCAGCUGGACCCUGGGACUUUGAUUGUGAUACGUGGGCAUGUGCCUAGUGAUUCAGACAGGUUCCAGGUGGACUUACAGUGUGGCAGCAGUGUGAAACCCCGAGCGGAUGUGGCCUUUCAUCUCAACCCACGUUUCAGAAGAUCUAGCUGCAUUGUUUGUAAUACUCUCCUUAAUGAAAAAUGGGGACGGGAAGACAUCACCUCUGACACGCCUUUCCAGAAAGAAAAAUCUUUUGAAAUUGUGAUAAUGGUGCUGAAGGAGAAAUUUCAGGUGGCUGUGAAUGGAAAACAUACACUCCUCUAUGUACACAGGAUUAGCCCCGAGAAGAUCGACACUCUGGGCAUUUAUGGCAAAGUGAAUAUUCAUUCCAUCGGCUUUAGCUUCAGCUCCGACUCACAAGGUACCCAAGCAUCUUCCAUGGAGUUGACACCUAUACAUAGAGAACAUGUACAGAGGUCUGGCAUCUCACAGCUUCCUAGUCAUAGAGUCGCACCUAGAAUGGCCUACAGCAAGAACAAAGAUUCGACUGUCAGUCACACUUUGACUUGUGCCAAAAUACUACCUACCAACUCUGUUUCAAAGACGCUGCCAUUUGUUGCAAGGCUGAACUCUUCCAUGGGCCCUGAGCGGACUGUCGUCAUCAAAGGAGAAGUGAACAGAAAUGCUAAAGGCUUUAAUGUAGAUCUAGUAGCAGGAAAAUCAAGGGACAUUGCUCUACACUUGAACCCACGCCUGAAUAGUAAAGCAUUUGUAAGAAACUCUUUUCUUCAAGACUGCUGGGGAGAAGAAGAGAGGAAUAUCACCAGUUUCCCCUUUGCUCCUGGAAUGUACUUUGAGAUGAUAAUUUACUGUGAUGUUAAAGAAUUCAAGGUUGCAAUAAAUGGUGUACACAGCCUGGAGUACAAGCAUAGAUUUAAAGAGCUCAGCAAUGUUGACACACUGGAAAUCGAUGGAGAUAUCAACUUACUGGACGUAAGGAGCUGGUAGUAGACAUGACUGCUGUGAAAAUGAAAUACAAAAUGGCUUAUGUAAUACUGGCCUAGUUAAAACA
Molecule: messenger RNA, 1514 nt
Organism: Echinops telfairi (small Madagascar hedgehog)
Lineage: Eukaryota; Metazoa; Chordata; Mammalia; Afrosoricida; Tenrecidae
Gene: LGALS8
Product: galectin 8
Exons: 11
Coding region: 389-1450 (353 amino acids)
Molecular function (GO): carbohydrate binding
Source: RefSeq, a predicted model, not a curated record